AUGGAAUCACAGACUUCUCCCACUAUAUGCGACCAGUGUUUUAGUCCUGACGGCAAUGGUUCGAAAGUGCGCAUGACUAGAGUGCCGCAGGGUGCGGCUUGUAAACUAUGCUCUCUGCCCUUUACACUCUACCAUUUCAAAAUAGGCAGCAACUCACGUCCUACCAAAGCGCUUAUUUGUUCAAAAUGUGCAACAGAGCGUAAUAUUUGUCAAUGUUGUAUGCUGGAUUUGUCCUGGAAGCUGCCUAUUAAUCUUCGAGACCAAAUUUUAUCUAUUUUACAGGGUACAGAUGAAACAACGUCUACAGAGGUAUCACACAAACUGGCGAGUCGUUUUCUCGCAUUAAACACUGGUAUUGACGAAGUUGUUUUAACCGGCGAUGAAGUCAGGCUGAAAGCCUUAAUGGUUAAAGUCCGCGAUGCACUUAACAGCGAUGCAUCCAAGGCUCUACCGGGUGGUUCUGAAGAGGACAAAGCUGCACAAUCUGUCCAAAAGAACAUGGUUGUUUCCUCGUUGUUUUUGACGACUGGACUGGAGGGUGAUAACACAAGAUCAUUCUUUUUGUACGGAAUAGAACCUAAUUUGCCAGAAUGGGAGAUUGUUGAUGUAAUUUCAAAGCUAGUUCGCACAAAAGAAUGGCAAGAUCGUAGCACUGUUGCUGUUGUUGUGCGCCAUGAAGCAAGGUGUGCUGGGAUCCGCUUUAAGAGCGAGGAAUUGGCCAAACUAUUUGUUUUGAAUAUCGACAAAAUCUAUGUGCAAUUAGUUGACACAGGUAAACCUCUGCGAAAAGGUGUUUUACAUAUACGAAAUUUCAAUAUCCAUGUUGUAGAUUGGCCUAGUUUCAAUGUUGCAGUACUAGGAUCUCAACGUAAACAGUGGCUAGAGAUUUCAGAGCUGGCAAAAUCCGCUAUUCGUGCCGAUGUUGAGGCAAGUUGUAGUAAAACUCACAAGGCAACUAGUGGCAAAGUAGCAAAGCAAAUGAAAAAACGCAACAACUCAACUUAUAAGAAAGGCAAAUUAAAAAAACGAGCCUCUUCCUUAGAGCUCUAA
Eremothecium sinecaudum is the source of this 1050-nucleotide messenger RNA. RefSeq names its product Pre-mRNA-splicing factor ECM2 (gene ECM2). Gene Ontology annotation, molecular function: U6 snRNA binding; pre-mRNA binding. The record is from RefSeq and is a predicted model, not a curated record. The transcript has a single exon. Gene Ontology annotation, cellular component: U2-type catalytic step 1 spliceosome; U2-type catalytic step 2 spliceosome; Prp19 complex. Bases 1 to 1050 code for a protein of 349 amino acids. NCBI's taxonomy places the organism in Eukaryota, Fungi, Ascomycota, Saccharomycetes, Saccharomycetales, Saccharomycetaceae.